CGUCCCAUUUGAAUUAAGAAAGUCAUACCAUACUCAGACAUACUCGCUUCUCGCAGACUUCCUUCGUCUGAUCGUGCUGAGAGAAUUUAUUUGUUCAAUUUAACUAUAUAAUAAUGUUUCCAUUACAAUUAGUUUAUUUUAUUAUUUUCAUCAGCUCAACAUUGUCAAGACACGUUCCGAGGUACGCCGAUCUGGAUGAAGAAGACCAACAUUUGUUCAGAGCGGCCUACGACACGCCCUCCUACGACCACGACGAAUAUGAGGAGUCAGACGACCUCGGCAAGCUGGACUUGGUCAAAGACGGUCUUUGGGCUCUCAAGGCGAAGAUAAAGGAGCUGAAGGCUUUCGACAAAGCACUGGCGGCUAAUGUGCUGGCGACAAAACUGAAACUAAAAGAUUUGAUUAAAGGCGGGUUAAUACUCAAGAAACAUCAUCACGUGGAUUAUGAUAAGAAGAAACCUUAUUAUCAGGCACCACCAUCCUACCAGCAAUACGAGCCAGCCUACCACGCGCCCGCUCCCGAGUACCACGCGCUCCCACAAGAAUAUGCCCACGACCCCUAUUAUGGGCAUUAAAUUCAUUUCUUUACACAUCAACAGCUAUAUAUUGUAUAGUGAUCGAUUAACUCCUAUUAUGUUUUUUCUUUGAAAAUAUAAAAUGUUGAAGUGAUCUUAUAUUAAGUAUCUAUGUAAAAAUGUAAAGUAGUAACUAUUAAUUUAUAAAUAUUUCCUAAUUAAAUGUAUUUUUGCAAA
This is a messenger RNA of Plodia interpunctella (Indianmeal moth), 752 nucleotides long. RefSeq lists its product as uncharacterized. The transcript is spliced from 3 exons. The record is from RefSeq and is a predicted model, not a curated record. Bases 114 to 575 code for a protein of 153 amino acids. NCBI's taxonomy places the organism in Eukaryota, Metazoa, Arthropoda, Insecta, Lepidoptera, Pyralidae.